Messenger RNA from Parus major (Great Tit), 6375 nucleotides. RefSeq names its product protein mono-ADP-ribosyltransferase PARP14-like. Bases 16 to 5616 code for a protein of 1866 amino acids. Gene Ontology annotation, biological process: negative regulation of gene expression. Gene Ontology annotation, molecular function: transcription corepressor activity; NAD+ poly-ADP-ribosyltransferase activity; nucleic acid binding. The record is from RefSeq and is a predicted model, not a curated record. The transcript has 17 exons. Lineage: Eukaryota; Metazoa; Chordata; Aves; Passeriformes; Paridae. Gene Ontology annotation, cellular component: cytoplasm; nucleus.
GAGGGAGUGCUUCGGAUGCUCUGGGGGAGAGAGGAGCGCCAGGGCGCAGGUGUGAAGCAGUGCCUCGGGCGGCGGGGCUAUCGCGAGAGGCGGCAGCCGAGCCACAGCCGGCACACGCUGUCGGGAAAAGCCGCGCCCUGCGGGGAAAUCGAAAGCGAUAGCGGCGGGGAGAGGAGCCGUCGGGCAGCCAUGGAGGGGCAGCGGCCGUGCGCCUUCCCGCUGCUGGUGCGAGGGGACUGGGGCGCCGCCGAGCCGCCGCCCGCGCUCAGGAAGAAGCUGCUCUGCUACUUCCAGAGCCAGAAGCGCUCGGGCGGCGGCGAGUGCGAGCUGCGGGUCGGGACCGACACCGGGACCGGACACAUCCUCGUCUGCUUCGCCUGCCCCGAGGUCAAGCAACGAGUUCUUGAGAGACAGUCUCAUCAGCUGCAUUUGGGAGGAGAAGAAAAAUUGAGGUUGAUUGUCACAGAGCCUGAAGCGGCACUAGCUACUAAAGAGGAGACAUGUGAAGAAAAAUCAGGUCUCACAAAGGCUUUGGAUGCCAUGAGUAGCCUUCAAAUAAAAGAUGAUACACAAGGCUUGAAGAAAGCAGUGAUUUUUGCUUCAAACAGUGAACUCCAGGAGGAGGUUGGCUCUGGAGAAGCCUCACCUUUGGUGGUAUUUGAGAACAUAGAGAAAUGCAGGCCAGACUGCUUACAGAUGCUGUUGGAGAACAUCAGUGGCCUGACUGUAGAUGCUGACUUUACUGUUGAACUGAUACCUGAAAUAAAUGCUGCUGUUGCUACCUUUCCAAAAAGCAUUGAUACUAAGGAAUUUAUUGAAAAAUGUUCACAAAACAGAAGAGUCAGAGAAUUCCAAAUCACUGCCAGGCUCCUUGAGCCAACACAGACCAUCAAGGUUGAAAACCUACCAGACAACGUUUCCAUGGAUUACCUCACGGUGUACUUUGAGAGCGCACGGAACGGAGGGGCGCCCGUGUCAGAUGUCCGGCUCUUCCCUGAGGAGAACUCGGCCAUCAUUACUUUCUGUGACCACAGAGAUCUAACCACGGUCUUGGAAAAGCGACAUUUACUGGAACAGACGCUGAUUUCUGUGCAUCCAUAUUACCACUCCCUGGGAACAGCACUCUAUGGAGAAGAAAGACCAGCUGUCAAGAUGCCAGACCCCAUUGAGGUGCCACUAGACCCAUAUGUAUGGCAGUUUUUACAAAAGCAUGCCGAUGUGACCCAAAACAUAAACCAGGAAAUGGCAGUUUGCCAUUCUGAGCUCGUAUGGCCCCAAGCAGACUGUGCAAACCCAGAAGUUAUGUUGUGCCCAUCACCAUCUCUCUGCAAGCAGAAAAAGCCAAUGAUUAAGUUGCUUAAGACAUGGCAGCAAGAUGCUUCCACUGAGUUCUCACGUAUCAUGGCACGUUACAUAUCUAUAAAAUGUGAAGUCAAUUCAUCAGGUUGGGAAGAUGUGAAAAAAAGACUGUCCAAAGAUGUUGGUCUGAUCAUAACUGAUAUUUCUGAGGAGAUGGUGGUGAUUGCAGGCAGCAGAGCAGCAGUGGACAGUGCAGAGAAAGAAGUGAGGGAAUGCAUGAAGCAAAGUGAAAGGGAAAAACAGAGCAUAGAAAUUUCUGUGUCAGUGAUCCCAGGGAAGUAUGCUGUGCUGCGCAAUGCUGGGUUAGAAGAGAAUAUUCAGAAGGAAUAUCCAUGCCUGAAGGUCUUUUACAAUGACAAAAAAAAGACUGUUCAGUUGUGUGGAUUACCUGCAGAAGUGUAUAAAAUCAAAGCUGACUUAUUGGAAAAGGUAUUGAGUAUGCCAUGUACAUCAGUUACCAUUGACCCCCAUGUUUUCCACUAUCUUCGGUCUGUAGAUAAUAAACGUACAUCAGAUGUGUUGUUCAUUAAGGAAAAUAUUAAUACUUUUUAUGAACUUCAGGAUGAUACUGUGUUGCUAUAUGGAGGUGCUCCCAAAGAUCUUCUAGAAGCGGAAAAGCAAAUAAAAACAGGUUUAGGAUACAAGUGCAUCAGUGUGGGGGAUGGUGAAGUCCUUAAAAAGGAUGAGUGGAAGAGUCUUCUUUUCUCCUCUCUGAACACAUAUAGUUCUUCCCAGGAAGUUGUCAUCUCUUGGCAGUCUGUUGGAAAAGAAAAUAAAAUGAUUAUUGCUGGCUUUUCUAAGGCUGUAACACAGGUCUAUCAGAGACUUAAUGAUUUUAUAGAUAGAAACGCACCCAUUGAAAAAGUAAUCCCAGUUAAUUCAGUGGUGAUAGUGCAGUUUGUAGAGAAUGUGAAGUCUGGUGUUUGUGGAGAAUUGAAGAAGAAAGGUGUGACAGUACGUUUUGACACCAAGACACCAUGUAUUUCCCUGAGGGGACCAAGAGAAGAAGUGCCAGAAGCAUUCAUCAUGUUGGAAAAAAUGGUCUCCUCCCUUUACUCAAAAAAUGUGCUAAUUGACAAACCAGGCGCAAAGGAGGUCUUCACUGAGAGGAAAGAUUUUUGUACUUCAGAAGCAAAGAAGAAAUUCAGCUGUGUCAUUAGGAUGAAGGAAGAAGAAGAAGAACAGAAGGGCAGAAAAACUGAUGAUAAAGUGGAAAGAAAGGUCUGCUAUGAAAAAAAACUGCCAGGAGGAAUUGUGGUAGGAGUGUAUAAAGGUGACUUGUGUGACUACCCUGUUGAUGUUGUGGUGAAUGCAUCUAAUGAAAAACUGAAACACAUUGGUGGCCUUGCUGAAGCCCUGUCAAGAGCAGCUGGCCCAGCACUGCAGCAGGAGUGUGAUGAGCUGAUGAGGAAGCUCGGGAAUUUGCAGCCCGGCUGCGCAGUGAUCACAUGUGCCGGGAAACUGCCCUGCAAGAACAUCAUUCAAGCUGUUGGGCCCAGGUGGGAUGUGAAGGAAUCACAAAGGUGCAUGUUGUUGUUAAAAAAGACAGUGAAAAAAUGCCUACAACUAGCUGAAAUAUACAAUCAUUGUUCCAUUGCUCUGCCUGUUAUAAGUGGAGGGAUUUUUGGCUUUCCACCACAGAUGUAUGCAAUUUUUAUUGUGUCCUCCAUCAAGGAGACCUUGGAAGAAUUCAUGGACGACAGCAGCUUGAAGGAGGUCCAUCUCGUUUGUAAUUCAGAAGAAAUAGUUCACACUCUGAGUGAGACAGUAAAAAAAGUAUUUUCAGCUAAUUCAUUCUCCACAAAACAGCUGAUGCUGAAAAAAAGCCAGGAGAAUAGAAAAGGGGAUCUGAAGAUGGUUACAACAAAUGAAGGGCUUUGCAUCCGAGUGGAGAAGAAAAAUAUUCAAGAAGCCAUGACGGAUGUUCUGGUCAACAGUGUUGGCACAGAUCUGCAGUUUGGUGUGGGGCCUCUUUGCAAAGCCUUGCUGGAAAAGGCUGGACCAGCUCUCCAAGAUGAGUUUGACACUGAAAAACAAAAUCAGGUUGCUGGUGCUGGGAGUGUGCUCUGCACUAGUGGAUGUGCUAUGGCCUGCAAGUCCAUCUUUCAUGUCAUACUACCCAAGUGGAAUGGAGGACAGACAGAGAAGGUCCUAGAAGAUGUGAUUGAUUUGUGCUUGAAGAAAACUGAAGAACUUGGACUGAAAUCGAUCGCUUUCCCAGCUGUUGGGACUGGAGGAUUUGGAUUUCCUAAAUUCACUGUUUCUAAGUUAAUGUUUGAUGUGGUAUUCAGGUUCAGUAGUAGUCACACUUGGAAGAAUCUCCAGGAAGUUCAUUUUUUCUUGAAUCCACAAGAUACUGAUAACAUUCAGGCUUUUACCACUGAGCUAGAACUUAGGGCAGGUGGAAGUUGCAGUGCUGCAGCAGCACAGCCAAGUUUCAUGAGGCCUGUUUCUGAUGAACUGUUGAGAGUUCAUGAAAUGAAGAUUGGUUCCAUCACACUCCAAGUAAUUAGUGGAGAUAUUACUAAGGAAGAUACAGAGGUUAUUGUAAACAUAUCAAAUUCAUCAUUUGAUGCCAAAACAGGAGUCUGCAAAGCAAUUAUGGAUGCUGCUGGUUCCCAGGUAGCAAACGAAUGUGCUCAAUACGCUGGGCAGUAUCAAAAUGGCUUUAUUACUACACAGGGUGGGAACCUAUUGUGCAGUAAAAUCAUCCAUUUGAUUACCAAUAACCAGGUGAAGAGUCAGGUCUCCCAAGUGCUUCGUGAGUGUGAACAAAGGAUGUACAAAUCUGUUGCCUUCCCAGCUAUUGGAACAGGUCAAGCAGGACAGAAUUCAGCCAAGGUAGCUGAUGAAAUGUUGGAUGCUAUAGUGGAAUUUGCAAGACAGCCAUCAGUACAGCAUUUACAGACAGUUAAGAUUGUGAUCUUCCAGACAAAUAUGCUCCCAGUCUUUUAUGAAAGCAUGAAGAAAAGAGAAGAUUCAGGUUCAUCCACAAGAUCAGAACCACCAACAGAAUCAUGGUUUUCUAUGUUUAAAUCCUUUUUUUGGAACAGAAAGCAAUCUUCUGAGAAGAAAAAGUCCAUGAUUUUGGAGAAGAAAGAUGAUUUAGUCACAUUUCAAAUUUGUGGAGAAAGCCGAGAAAAGGUGGAUGCAACUGAGUCCUGGAUAAAGAAUUUAAUUUUAAAGGAACAGUGUGAAAACAUUAUUUCAGAUGAGGCAAUUGAAAGUUUUGAUGAGACGCACAUUGCCAUUUUGAAAGAUCUCAGCCUAAGAAAUAAAGUCAAAAUUAAGUUUUUAAAUGAGCUUUCUCCCCCUCAAAUUAAAAUUUCUGGUAUUAGCAGGGAUGUCUAUUCCGUUUCUCUAGAAGUUCAAGACAUGAUCAAACAAAUUAAGUCUACUGAAGAAGAGCAGUCCAAGGCAGAACUUCUUUCCAACCUGGUAGAAUGGAGGUAUCCAGGAAGCAACGGUAGCUUUGUUACUUUUGAUAAACUGACAAAUAUGCAGCUGGAAAGUGCCAAAAUGGCUAAAAAACUAUACCUGGAUGUCAGAAUUAAAAAUAAGAACUACAAGGUGGAUCUGAAUACUCUGAAGGCUACUGAUGACCAAGGAAAAAUUAUAAAUCUUCAACGUGUGACAAAGCAUGAAGAUCUGCAGUCAAUAGAGCUCCCUAAGGAGUGGACAGACAUGCAAAAUGAACAGGUCAAAGUGGUGAAGCUCAAGCCAUCGCAUCCUGAAUAUAAAACUGUGGAGAAGAUGUUUCGGACAACAUGUUCCAACUAUAACAUAGAGAAGAUUGAAAGAAUACAAAAUCGCAUCCUCUGGCAGACAUACCAACUAAAAAAAAAAUUCAUCUGUGAAAAGAACAAAAAUCAAAAUAAUGAGAAGUUGCUAUUUCAUGGGACAGCUGCGUCCUCACUGAGGUCGAUUAACUACUAUGGAUUUAAUCGUGGGUAUGCUGGAAAGAAUGCUGCAGCCUUUGGAGAUGGAACCUACUUUGCUGUUGAAGCACGUUACUCUGCUCGGAAUACUUAUUCCAUUCCAGAUACAAAUGGCAAAAAGUACAUGUACUUGGCUCGGGUCCUAACUGGGGAGUACUGUGCUGGGAAAGAGGGCCUAAAGACUCCACCACCAAAGAGCCAAACAGAUCAUACUGACCUGUACGACAGUGUGGUUAAUGAUGAGGCUAAUCCAAUGGUGUUUGUCAUAUUUAGUGACAUUCAGGCAUAUCCACAGUACCUUAUUACUUUCAAACUUUAGAAUAACCUUAAUAGUAUAGAAAAUUUUAGUGCUUUUUACAUGUAAGAAUUUAAGGGCAAUUUUUUGUUCUUUUUACAUCUACGUUUCUUCUUUAUUAAUCUAUCCAUGUGUUGAAAUGUGUCUUCAAAUUAUCAACAGAAGGACUAGCAUAAGCAAAUAUUUUGGAGCAUGCUAUUUCAGUACUCAAAUUUCAAGUUCAGUUAUGCAGAGAUGUAGGGAAGAGCUGUGAGAACAGCUCUGACUUCUUCCUAGGCAAGGCAGAGGGGAGUGGUAGGAGAGGAAGCUGCUCUGCCUUACCUGUGGCCAGCAGUAAGAGGUGUGGGGUAGGUCAGAGCACCUCUGCAUGUUCCUGUUUCCAGUAGUCACCAUAGAGCACCUUCUUGUGAGGAUUUAUUUAAAGUUUCAAGAUUGUAAAGAGGGACUUUUAAUUUUUUUUCUUUUCAAUACUAAAGCAUUAACCUUUCUGUAGAAUCGCCAAUUUGUAGAAUCAGUUACAGAGACAUAAAUCAGUUCACAUGCUUAAACCAUUUGAAAAUUUUUAAAGUUCUGUAAAAAAAUUAAACAAUGGCAUUUUUACAACUUUGCCAGUGGCUCUUUUAAUCACAUCAUAAUCUUAAAACUGCCAAUCAAAAGCUAUAUUGACUGGUUUAAUAAAAUAGUUUCAAACAGCUACAUUGUAUUGCUGAGCUGCAACAAUCAAUUAGAAGUGUUGCUUCACAUUCAGUAUGUUACAGUGAUGCAAUAAAGAUUUUGAAGACA